AGUCGUGCUCUCCCUAACCAUCAACCCUUCUCCUCUUCCACGAAACUUCUCUGCAUACCCAUGGCCAUGGAGCAAGAAAUUAACUGCCUAAUAUUUGGUGAGCUCUUGUUUUUUUUUGUGGGUGUCAAGUUUCUCACGACUGAAAAUACUGCAGAUCUCGACCACACGUUGUAUCCCAAGUCGUCCGGCAUUUCCCCCUAGUGGGGAAAACUAUUGAAGCUUACAUGAAUCAGAAGUUAGGAAUGGAGAUGAACAAAGUGGCCAGUCUAUGCUCGCUCCUAUACAUAAACUAUGGAACAACUCUUGCUAGCCUCCUGGCUAUCGGAUACCAAAUAGACUAUGAUGACUUUCAUAGAGGACUGCCAUACGACAAGAUCAAGCCCGACCCAGUUCUCAAGAACAUGCUGCAGAGCAUGCGCGUCCGCAAGCUGCUAUGUUGCCAUGCCCAACAAUUCUGAACAACAUACAUGCAUGCAUCUCAGAUAUUCACCAACAACAUGCAUGCAUGCUCUCUCUCAGAUAUUCACCAAUAGCGACAUGGACCAUACCAAGAUAUUCCUCGAGAGGCUGGGUCUCAAGGACUGCUUUACCAACGGUAUUAUCUGCUUCGAAACACUGAACAAGCCAUACCUGCGGCUACCGAGGGACAAUGCCGUGACACCUACCAUCUUCGACAUAGACGGUCACAAUGCCCGUUCAGGUGGCAAGCUGCCUAAGACCCCCGUGCUGUGCAAGCCAAACACCACAGCCAUGAAGGAUGCACUAAACAAGUUCAACGUCGACCCUUCCAAGGCGAUUUUCUUCGAUGACAGUGAGCGCAACAUCAAGGCUGGAAAAGAUAUCGGUAUGCGCAUAGUGCUGAUUGGCAAGUCCAACCGUGUGGACGGUGCAGAUCAUGCUGUCCCAAGCAUCCAUAACAUCAAUGUGCUGCUGCCGGAGCUACUGUGAGAGGAGACCAACAAAACCUCUACUCUGAUAUAUAUACAGAGUAGUAGGGAGAGUAAAAAUGGCACGAGGAUUAUCUUGUUCAGUGUUUCGAAGCCGAUAAUACCGCCGGUAAAGCAGUCCUUGAGACCCAGCCUCUCGAGCAUUAUCUUGGUAUGGUCCAUGUCGCUGUUGGUGAAUAUCUAAGAGAGA
Molecule: messenger RNA, 1137 nt
Organism: Triticum aestivum (bread wheat)
Lineage: Eukaryota; Viridiplantae; Streptophyta; Magnoliopsida; Poales; Poaceae
Exons: 6
Coding region: 340-948 (202 amino acids)
Source: RefSeq, a predicted model, not a curated record